Messenger RNA from Oncorhynchus gorbuscha (pink salmon), 9509 nucleotides. Its product is annotated as protein-methionine sulfoxide oxidase mical3a-like. Gene Ontology annotation, molecular function: FAD binding; protein binding. The record is from RefSeq and is a predicted model, not a curated record. Lineage: Eukaryota; Metazoa; Chordata; Actinopteri; Salmoniformes; Salmonidae.
UAGCUGCGCUUGGUCCAAGCCUCAAGAUCAAUUUUGUUGACUGUAAAAUGGCUGAAAAUAUAAAGCAGGUUGUUAUCAUUAUGUAAUCAUGGCACUUAUGCGGAUCCAGCAGCCUGCCCUAUGACGGUCGCUCGGGUUUCUUGCUUGUAUCCCUCUUCAACUGCGGCUCUGGCAAGUUUAUUUUUAUGAUAAAAGCGUCCCGGGAGCCCCCCCCUUUGUGAGCCAGUGGGUGUGUGACGUUACCGCUGAGAGGAGGGGCCCCCUAUCCCCUGUCUGGCCAAUCCUCAAACUCGGCGACUAGGUCACAUAAGAAUCCCCCCUUUCAGGUUGCCAUGGUAACGUGCACUGGACCAGGCAGCAUCUUGCUGUGGUGAGAAGGGAAGACAAGAAAGGAGAGAUAGAGGGAGGGAGAGAACGAGAACAAACCACAGACAGAGGAAUCACCUAAAGCUCUUCAUCUGCUGCACCUCUUCCCUCUGUAGACAGAACGAAGAUGUUUGAAGCAGGGAGCUAAAGGCCUCACCAGAGCGAAGUGUGUGCUAGAGCCAGGGGCUGGGGCCUGGGACCAGAGGCCCCUGAGAGGGUUGCAGGUCCAUGGGGACCAUGGGGGAUCCUGGAGGCUUCACCACCACAGGGGAGCGGGUGAACCCUGCCCACGUAAUGUUUGACCGCUUCACCCAGGCCUCCACCUGUAAAGGCACGCUCAAGGCCUUCCAGGAGCUCUGUGACCAUCUGGAUCUCAAGCCCUGCGAGUACCGGAUCUUCUACCACAAGCUCAAGUCCAGGCUCAACUACUGGAAGGCCAAGGCACUCUGGGUUAAGCUAGACAAGCGGGCAGGCCAGAAGGAGUACAAGAAGGGACGAGCAUGUGUCAACUCUAAGUGUCUGAUCAUUGGGGCGGGACCAUGUGGCCUGCGGACGGCCAUCGAGCUGGGCUUCCUGGGGGCCAAGGUGGUGCUGCUGGAGAAGAGAGAUGCUUUCUCCAGGAACAACGUGCUCCACCUGUGGCCCUUCUCUAUCCAGGACCUCAGGGGCCUCGGGGCAAAGAAAUUCCACGGAAAGUUCUGCGCUGGAGCCAUCGACCAUAUCAGUAUCCGCCAGCUCCAACUGAUGCUGCUAAAGGUGGCCCUGCUCCUGGGCAUCGAGAUCCACGUCAAUGUGGAGUUCAAGGGUCUCAUCGAGCCCCCCGAGGACCAGGAGAACGAGAGGAUAGGCUGGAGGGCUGAGGUCCACCCCAGGACACACCCAGUCAACGAGUUGGAGUUUGACGUCAUCAUUGGGGCAGACGGAAGAAGAAACACGCUGGCAGGGUUCAGGAGGAAGGAGUUCCGAGGCAAGUUGGCCAUCGCCAUCACGGCCAACUUUAUCAACAGGAACACCACGGCCGAGGCCAAGGUGGAGGAGAUCAGUGGAGUGGCCUUCAUCUUCAACCAGAAGUUCUUCCAGGACCUCCGGGAAGCCACGGGAAUUGACCUAGAAAACAUUGUCUACUACAAGGAUGACACGCACUACUUUGUCAUGACUGCCAAGAAACAGAGCCUGCUGGAGAAGGGAGUCAUUCUGCAUGAUUAUGCAGACACAGAGAUGCUGCUGUCUAGGGCUAACGUGGACCAGGAGGCUCUUCUCUCUUAUGCCCGCGAGGCCGCAGACUUCUCCACCAACCACCAGCUGCCCACUCUGGACUUUGCCAUCAACCACUACGGACAGCCCGACGUGGCCAUGUUCGACUUCACCUGCAUGUACGCCUCAGAAAAUGCGGCGCUCGUGCGCCAACGCAAUGGUCACCAGCUACUGGUGUCUCUGGUGGGGGACAGUCUACUGGAGCCCUUCUGGCCCAUGGGAACUGGUAUAGCCCGGGGUUUCCUGGCAGCCAUGGACUCAGGCUGGAUGGUGAAGAGCUGGGCCCAGGGAAACACACCUCUGGAUGUGCUGGCUGAGAGGGAGAGCAUAUAUCGCCUGCUGCCUCAGACAACGCCAGAGAACAUCAGUAAAAAUUUCAGCCACUACAGUGUGGAUCCCACCACGCGCUACCCUAACAUCAGCCUCCACUUCCUCAGGCCCAACCAGGUACAACACCUCAUUGACACAGGGGAUUCAAGCCGUGAACUGCGUAUCGAAAUGGAGAAUGUAGUGACCUCGUCAACACCCAAGCUCACCCGAAAUGAGUCCAUCGCUCGCUCCAGCAAGCUGCUGAACUGGUGUCAGAGACAGACAGAGGGCUACAGGAAAGUCAGUGUGACCGACCUCACCAUGUCCUGGAAGAGUGGCAUGGCCCUGUGUUCCCUCAUCCACCGCUACAGACCUGACCUCAUUGACUUUGACUCCCUGGACGAACGGGACCAACAGAAAAACAACCAGUUGGGCUUCGACGUGGCCGAGCGGGAGUUUGGAAUCUCCCCCUGCAUGACGGGCAAGGAGAUGUCCCAGGUGUCAGAGCCCGACAAGCUCUCCAUGGUCAUGUACCUCAGCCAGUUCUACGAGAUGUUCAAGGACACAGUUCCCCCUGGGGCCGGAGAUAACCAGAACAUGAGCCCUGAGGAGAAGGCUGCGUUGAUCAACAGCACUAAGUCUCCCAUCUCCUUCCUUAGCAAGCUGGGCCAGAGCAUCGCCAUAUCCCGCAAACGCAAUCCCAAGGACAAGAAGGAGAAGGAUGUGGAUGGUUUGGGGAAGAGGAGGAAGACUAGCCAGGCUGGCCAUUCUGAAGAAGAGGAGGUUUUGAGGGGUAACCAUGAUGACAGGCCGUCCAACAGUACUGCUCUAACAGAGAGGAAGAUGAAGGAAGAGACAGCAGCUGUAGGGAACCAUAACAAAGUCAAGUCCAUGGCCACCCAGCUCCUCGCCAAGUUUGAGGAGAAUGCUCCUGCAGAGUCCAAGGGCCUCAAACGACAGAGGGAUUCUCUGCCCAAUCUGGAUCUUCUUGUGGCACAGCCCCCUCCUGCCCCCCUGGACCCCCCCAGGGAGUCUGUCUGCCUAGCUCUGGUCCCUGCAUGGAGACAGAAGCAAACCCAACAGCAGGAGCAGCUCAGCUUUGGCUAUAAGGAGAUGUUCAAGUGUCAGACCCUACCCAACAGAGGGGAGCAGCCAAGAAGCAGUACAGAGUCAACCUGUGGCUCACGGAGCUGCCCUAAGAAAACCAUUCUGCUCUCCUCCUCCACCUCCUCACUCUAUCUUCAUUUACAGAAAUGGAAACCCGUGCAGCUUGACGAGCCAGAGCCUAUUCACAUCCCUAGCAUUCAGGAGAGGUCUGCGAGAUUAGUCGCUAAGUUUAAGGGUAAACCUGAGAAACCGAAGGAGCUAGAGCUUCUUUGCUCUGAUGACCAAAUGCUGUUACAUAGCCUUAGUAUACAGGAGAGGGCUGAGCAGCUUGCCUCGCAGUUUCAAAGCAAGCCGACAAAGCCACAGCCUAAGAGAAAGCGCUCACGUUUCUUUAUAGAACAGUGGCACCUGUCACGCAGCCAUAGCCCAGAGAGCCCCCUCUCCUCCCCUGAAACGCUCCGACAGAGAUAUUUAAAGAUGUACACAGGGGGAGUAAGCUUAUUGGCUGAUCAGAUAGCCAAUCAGCUUCAACCUCAGGAGGAACCCAAGCCCUUACUUGACGGGAGGCAAUUGGUGGAAUUGGGUUCCCUGAGGAAGGAGUUUCCCCAGAACAUCGGGGGCAGUGACGUGUGCUUCUUCUGCCGGAAGCGUGUGUACGUGAUGGAGCGGCUGAGUGCUGAGGGCAAGUUCUUCCACCGUAGCUGCUUCAAGUGUGACUACUGCGGAACAACGCUUAGAUUGUCAUCCUACGCCUUCGAUGUGGAGGAUGGGAAGUUUUACUGCAAGCCGCACUACUGUUACCGCUUGUCUGGUCAGGCUCAGAGGAAGAGGCCAGCACCGACCUCUGCUCUGCUCAAUACAAAGGACAACCAGGCGUCCUUGCCCGUCAUGGUCACCGUGGACUCCCCCGGGAGGGGGGAGAUGGCAUCCCUGUCUCCCGCUGAGCGCCAUACCUCAGUCCCAGAGGUCAACGGGCUGCAGGAGCCCAGCCUGCCUAAGCGUCUGCGGGGCACACCGGAGCGCAUUGAGCUGGAGAACUACAGUCUCUCUCUACAGCGGGAGGAAGAUCUGGAGGAGGUGCCCGAGGAGACGCUGGCUGAACACAACCUGAGCAGCGUGCUGGACAAGGACAAACACGCAGAGCUGGGCUCCAGCAGCUCUGAGUCUGACAUGGAGGAGGAGGACCAGGAGGAUGAGGACAAUGAGGAGCAGCAGGAGCCCCCCAGCCCCUCAGACCUGGGAGGGGUACCCUGGAAAGAGGCUGUGGAGAUCCAUGCUAAGCUGAAGACCGACAGCGACCCAGGGGCCGAGGGAGAGGACGGGGCUCAAAUGGUUAGAGACCUAAAGGUGGAGGAGGAGGAAGAUGAUGAAGAGGACGAUGAGGAGGAAUCGAGUGAUGAGACCUGUGAGGAUGAGGACCAGGAAGUAGAAGUUGGCAGCCAUGAUUUUGAGCCGGGCACCGAGAUGGAUCAGGAAGACAUUCCCUCCGACGCAGAGGCUGAGGCUCUUCUACACCAGUCAGAGAUCAGUGAUGCGUUUCCUGAAGAGGACAAGAAGUCGGAAAGACAGGGGCUCGCCUUCAGCAUUGAACAAUCUAGUGUCAGUCCAGUGAAGUUAGUUGGGGAAGUUGUGCUCUUGCCAGUCAAACCACCGACUCCACAGCCUGAUUCACAGAUGUCUCACCCCUCUCCCUUCCUGGUCAAAUCCCCUGGCAUGCACUUUUUCCCAGAACCUUUUCCACUGGAGGACAUCACAACACCACAGAGGACAUCUCAGACUCCGAAUGCCAAGAGCCCUCCAUACCUUGCCCCCACUAUGUCCCCCAUCUGCUCCCCUGUUUGUUCCCCAGUCCAUUCCCCUAUCUGCUCCCAGCCUGUCCCACUGCUCGAAACCGUUACCACCAAAUCCCCUGUUAACUCUCAGUCAUGCUCCUGUCCCCCGACAGAGAACCCGCUGUCUCCCAUCUGUGCCCAGCCACUGCCCUGCCAAGAGCCUUCCUCAUCCCUCACCUCCGACUCCCCUGUCAGAACUCAGCCUGUCCCUGCAGUCACCUCCACACCGCUGGUCAAACCAGCCUCAUCUGACAGGGCUAUCCCCGAGCCACAAAAAUCCCUAGACUCAUCAGACCUGGAAAACCCUGUCAAGAAGACGGACAUCAUCGAGGAGUUCUGGCUGAAGAGUGCAGAGAUCAGAAAGAGUCUGGGUCUCACCCCAAUGGAACGUAGCAGCAGCAAAUCCCCAGAGAAGAGUCCUGUUACUGUGGGUAGGGUUCCACCCCCGGACUCCUCUUCGCCCAAGUCCUACACCCCAGAGGACUUGUCGGAGCAGCUUUCCCCCUUCACCGGCCGCUCGGUAAUCCGCAGGCUGAACAUUACAGUGGAGGGCCAGGUCAUCUCCCCUGUGGAGCCCAAGAGCAAAGCCACGGAUCAAAGGGACCUAAGUAGCAGCUCUGGCCUGGGCCUCAAUGGCAGCACGACCACCAGCCAGACCAGCCAGGCAGCCAGCGACAGUUACAACACCCCCGACUCCACCAUGCUCACCCCGCCCUCCAGCCCCCCGCCACCCCCACCCAAUGAGGAGCCAGCCACCCUAAGGCAGCAGCAGAAGCACCAUGUCUCCUGGAACAAUGGGAUCGAUGACCCCACUACACCUGAGCCAGCCAAGGCAGCACCCACCAAAAUCAAGAGCCCUGUGCCUGUACCGAGGACCCAACUCAGCCCUGUGUCUGUGCCCAAGCCUGCCCCCAGGGCUACACUGGUCACUUCACCAAUCACAGCUCCGGUCAAUGCUCCUGUGGUGACCAUGAGACGGGAGAAGAGCAGCAAACCACGUCGGGAGGAGGUGAGGAAGUCAUUUGUGGAAUGCGUGGCAGAGAUCCCGUUUGCAGACGACGUGGAGGACACGUAUGACGAGCGGACGCCAGACACAACCAUGGACAGGUUCUACACCCCACCCACAAGCAGGCCCAACAGGGAGAGGGAGAAACCUCCUCUUCACUUGGCCCUGGCUAUGGAGAAUGGAACAGCCAAUUUCCCCGGGAACCAGCAGGCCUCAAAAAACCAUAAGGUCCAACAGUUCUCCCCUGAGGCCAAGGAAAUAGCUGAAGAGCGGAUGAGAGCCAGAGAGAAGUCAAUCAAGAGCCAAGCUCUAAAAGAUGCUAUGGCCAAGCAGCUCAGCAAGAUGAAAGAGACGGACAUGGCCAAGGGCUCUGCCGCCACUGCUAAAGUGGUGUGGAAUGAGGCCUCAUCAGAGACAUCUGUAAAAAGUACUAAGAAGUUGUCCGGCUCGCCAAAGACAUCUGCGGUGAUUGCUCUGGAGUCAAAGAAGGCGGAGACUUUGCCAGAGCUUUUCUUCAACAUUCAGGUUAACAAGAGUCUGGACGGCUCGACUGUCUCCUCUGACGGCUCCGCCUCGGGAGGCAAGAGCAAGAAGCGCAGCUCCCUUUUCUCGCCACGCAAGAACAAGAAGGAGAAGAAAGCCAAGAACGAGAGCCGGCUCUCCUACAAGCACGGUGCAGACGAGACGCCGUCGCCUCCCAAACACAAGUCCCUGUGGAAGGCAGUGUUCUCAGGGUACAAGAAAGACAAGAAGAAGAAUAAGGAUGACAAGUCGUGUCCCAGCACGCCGUCCAGCUCUACCACCAAUGACUCAGGGAAGAAGAGAUCAUCUCCUCUCGGGAGGUCAUCAGAUUUGAAGUCGCGCCGAAACCGGAGCUUCUCCGAGGACUCAGAUCUGUCAUGUGAUGAUGUGCUGGAGAGGUCGUCCCUGAAGUCUAAGGCAGAUUCUGUUUAUGUCCCUCACGCAUUGGCGUUCAAGAGAGCGUACGCCACAAAGAAAACCUACACAGAGGAGGAGCUCAAUGCCAAGCUGACACGGAGGGUACAGAAAGCUGCCCGGCGACAGGCCAAGCAGGAGGAGUUGAAGAGGCUGCACAGAGCCCAGAUCAUCCAGAGACAGCUGGAGCAGGUGGAGGAGAAGCAAAGGCAGCUGGAGGAGAGGGGCGUGGCCGUGGAGAAAGCCCUGCGAGGGGAAGCAGACUAUUGGGGAGAGUCUAAUUACAGUCAAAUCAUGGACUUGCACCUGGGCGGGAUGGGCAAAAAGGACGACACCAAGCUCAUGCAGGAGUGGUUCAAACUGGUGCAGGAGAAAAACGCCCUGGUGCGAUACGAAUCUGAGCUGAUGAUAUUUGCACGAGAACUGGAGCUGGAGGAUCGCCAGAGUCGACUGCAGCAGGACCUGAGGGAACGAAUGGCAAUUGAAGACCACAUGAAGACGGAGGUAGAGCUGGCGCAGGAGAAGCACAUCCUGAAUGAGAUGCUGGAGGUGGUGGAGCAGAGAGACUCCCUGGUAGCCCUCCUGGAGGAGCAGAGGCUCAGUGAGAAGGAGGAGGACAAGGACCUGGAGUCUGUCAUGCUCUCUAAGGGCUUCAACCUCAACUGGGCCUGAGGAGGAGAGACUAAACUCACCAUCCACCGUAACUCAAAUAAUACACUAUCCCUACUGUGUGUCAGGGCUCAGUGAAGGCCCAACCCACGGCCUCAUGCUCGGUCCCAGAUAACCCCGUAUAGAAUGUGUGCAGAAUGGAGUUGUUCCAUUACGGUUCCUCUGUUGGAGCAGUCUAUAAUGUUUACAUAUCUACCCUGCCACCAGCCAGGCAUCAUUACCUCCAGUGAUAUCUCCCCUCACUAUCAAAUCACGGUGGGAGGAGCAACUACAUCCUGGACUGUCUCAGAACUUCAGAAGUUCUUGGAGCGGUUCUCCGGAAUGGGGAACAAUGUUUUAUGAUGUAUUUUAAUCUGAAACACGCGAAGGGAAGAAAGAGUUUAGGUCCUGCUGUUGUAAAGGAAUUUAAUGUAUGAUACCUGUUUCAAUGUACUACAUGUGUAGAACACGACAUAUUAGCAAAGCGGGGGUUUUAGAUGAGGGUAGGCCCUUGACCUAUUGACUGUUACAGGGUUUCUGUGGGAAGGGGAGGAGUGGUCUCACUCUCAUUCUAUCAGUCUCAACCUAACCUCAUAACAUACACUACUAUUGUGACUGCUGACUGGGGAGGGACAUCCUCUCCUUUAGCUGCCUUUCACUCCAAUUACUCAUUGGCUUCCACAUUCUGAGGAGCCAAUAAGGAUGAGACUCUAAAAGUCCCAUCAUUUUUUUGCACAGAGAUUCACCUGAAGAGUCGACACUAAGGAUCAAUGGAAUCUGGUCACUUGGUUGUUUUGUAUUUAUUCGCUUGGUUUUAAUAGAGAACCUGAAUGAACUGAUUUUGGUAUUUUCCGUGUUCACGGAGGAGAGUGCCUGAACUGGAGGCUCGACGGGUUGCACAUGUGCUCUCUUUAUAACAUUGACUGCAAGGAAAUCAACUCAAAACUCCAUCACCAAGAAGCCAUUGUGUAAUGGCUUGGAGUGGAGGCUGCUGCAGGCUCAGAAAAAUAUCCUGCGUUACAUUGUCUUUGACUCUGAAAGUUGUGCUGGUGUGAAUAGUUAACCUGUAGCAUAGCUUCAUUGACACAUGUACACUUCAGCAAGCAACCCACUUGACACAUCUCUUGGUGUCCUAGUUCUGAGCGAUCAUGUGGUUUCUCCAUACCAUGCCAUUCACCAUAAAUCACACUGGUAUUUCAUUUUAUAAUCAGUAGCCCUUAGUCAAUACUAAUUGGCAUAUACCAUGAAAUGUCCUCAGUGUAGGUUAAACAGUGAAGAGAACAACGUUCGGGGCAGUGUCUUAUUGGGAUUACACAGUAUCAAUACAUCGUGUUAUCAUAAUACCAUAAGUGAACGGACAUCACUAACUGGUGUCAUGAGAGACUUGUGUCAGUGGAUAUGCUUCAGUAUGGAAGUUCUAAACCACAGAACUCUGGCUUCGCUAUCCCUGGGGCUGAGGUACAUUACCUGCUUUGGAGCAGUAUGCCCUUUUCCCUUCUGUUUUAAUAUUUUACUUUUCUUUUUAGAGUUUAAACUUUUAUGUAUCCCACCAGAAGUACAUUUCUACAUUGUGUUUUUUGGUAAAAUCCUUUCAUACAACUACAGGUUGUCAAACAGCAGUUAUGAGUAGAAGUGGAGACAGAAAGGUUGCUCUAAACCACUUCUAUUCUGUCAGUCACAGGAGCAUGUGCUUUUGUUUGGCAUUUGACCUUACUAGCCUUUCCGCCAAACUGUAAAUCUCUGGUUGGUCACAGUUUUAUAUAUUUUUCUGUAUUGAUAGAUACAUACAUUGAGAAUUUGUCUAAGUAUUAAACUGAGCUGUGAAUACAAAAAAGUUAUGUAAUUUCAAGGCUGGUUUAGAUGGUGUGUGAUAAGUUUGACAGAUUUUAUUGAUAUUUAUAAACAUAUGUAAAGAAAAAUGAAUCCUAAUUUUUAAAACUGUAUGUUGACACACGACAAAUAUGUAAAUGCUGCUUCAUUUAGCCAAAAUGCAUAGGGUGUUGGAUGUAUGCUGAAACUGCAAUAAAGCAAUGCGGUUGUUCAUUUAGAAA